Messenger RNA from Castor canadensis (American beaver), 672 nucleotides. RefSeq names its product epididymal sperm binding protein 1 (gene Elspbp1). Gene Ontology annotation, biological process: sperm capacitation. Gene Ontology annotation, molecular function: heparin binding. Gene Ontology annotation, cellular component: cell surface. Lineage: Eukaryota; Metazoa; Chordata; Mammalia; Rodentia; Castoridae. The record is from RefSeq and is a predicted model, not a curated record.
AUGAAUCAAUGGUCCAGUUAUCUGUUGGGAUGGACAACCUUCCUCCUCUAUUCCUAUGAGACAAGUGGGGAAAACAUAGAGGCAUGUGUCUUUCCUUUCACCUACAAGGGAUCUGUUUACUUCACUUGCACCAAAACUGGUGGCUUCUUCCCUUGGUGUUCAACCCGAGCAGUUUAUGAUGGCAGAUGGAAGUAUUGCUUGCCUGAAGAUUACCCACGAUGUAUCUUUCCCUUCAUCUUUCAUGGAAAGACCUAUGACAGCUGCAUCUCUGAUGGCAGCUUCAUAAGAAAGAUGUGGUGUUCAGUCACCUCCAGCUUUGAUGAGACGCAGCAAUGGAAGUACUGUGAAAAGAAUGAAUAUGGAGGGAAUUCCUUCAGCAAGCCUUGCAUCUUCCCUUCCAUCUACAGAAAUAGUGUGAUUUCAGGAUGCAUCGAGGAUGAAAACAGCAAGCUCUGGUGCCCAACCACAGAGAACAUGGACAAGGAUGGAAAGUGGAGCAUCUGUGCUGACACAAGAAUUUCUGCAUUGUCUCCUGGCUUUCCCUGCCAUUUCCCAUUCACUUAUAAAAACAAGAAUUAUUUUAACUGCACGAACAAAGGAUCCCAGCAGAACCGUCUAUGGUGUGCAACUUCUUACAACUAUGACCAGGACCACACCUGGGUGUAUUGUUGA